This is a messenger RNA of Effrenium voratum, 2053 nucleotides long. NCBI's taxonomy places the organism in Eukaryota, Dinophyceae, Suessiales, Symbiodiniaceae. The record is from the annotation of a GenBank genome assembly.
GCUCACAGCUUUCGCUGCCCUGGCUGAAGCACACGCCAUGGGGCUGGUCGUAGGCGGCUCAGGCCACGGCGGCCAUGGCCAAGUCCAUCACUCCGCCGUGCGGCCCCCGCCCGGCUACGGCGGCCAUCCCGAGGUCGUGCACCACGACCACGCGGAGCACGGCGAGGGAUGCGACGACAUAGGUCACUUGUGCUUCGAGCCAACCGCCACGGCCACUGUCGCAUCGUGGAAGUGGGUGGGCGAUGGCAGGGGAGCAUAUGAGAAGGUGGAGAACUUUGCCUACGUGGGGGAGAACCACGGCAGCUUCGAGCGGAGGCUGGUGACCUCCAUCGGGGCCUGGAGGCCGCGCCUGCGGUGCCUGGGCGGCUGCUGCUGCGGCCUGGCCUUGCUAGGAUUGAUCUUGGUUAUUUGGCGGUUUACGUGGUCAGAUGUGGGCCACUCCGAUUUGUAUGACUGCACACAUGACUACUUCCAGUGGCAAGCGGUCUGGCCAGAGGCAAAGAGGGCGUGGUGCUGCGCCGCUCAGAACCUGGGCUGUGAUGAUCCGACACUCCCGCCCACCACUGAGCCGUUCAAUUGCCACACCCGAGAGCUGUGGUCCCCGAGCAAGAAGCAUUGGUGCUGCCACAACUAUGGGCUCGGGUGCCCGCCCCCCGUCACGAUGCCGUACAACUGCCACACCGGCACGAUCGGGACCUGGACUCUCGGAAAGCGUUUGUGGUGCUGCGAGAACUACCAGGUGAACUGCCCGGACUACCAUCCGACCCUUCCUUUCAACUGCCAUGCCGGCCUUUCCAACUGGGAGGCCGGCUGGUCCUUCCCGAAGAAGGCGUGGUGCUGCGCACACGAGAUGCUUGGCUGCCCGGAAACGACCCCGGCGCCCUCGCCGUCGCCGCCGCCGCCGCCGCCGCACUCCAUGCCCUACGACUGCCACGCGGGGUGGAGCAAUUGGAGGAAGGGCUGGUCGGUGGGCAAGAAGCAGUGGUGCUGCAUGCACUUCCACCGGGGCUGCUCCGACAUGCCCUAUGACUGCGACGCGGGGUUCUCCAACUGGCACGCGGGGUGGUCCGCCUCGAAGAAGGCCUGGUGCUGCGAGCACACGCACCGCGGCUGCGUGCCCGUGUCGCUGCCCUACGACUGCAACGCAGGCUACAGCAACUGGCAAGCGGGCUGGUCAGAGGGCAAGAAGUCCUGGUGCUGCACCCACGCGCACCUGGGCUGCCAAGUGGCCUCGGCGCCCUACGACUGCGAGGUGGGCUUUUCCCACUGGAUGGACCUUUGGUCCUCGGGGAAGAAGUCCUGGUGCUGCGACCACGUGCACAAGGGCUGCGUUCCGCAGGCAGCCUACGACUGCGACGCCGGGUUCACCAACUGGCGGGCAGGGUGGUCGCCCACCAAGAAGUCGUGGUGCUGCUCCCAUGAGCAGAAGGGCUGCUCGCACAUGCCCUACGACUGCUCCGCGGGCUAUUCCAACUGGCAGAAAGGCUGGUCGGAUCCCAAGAAGUCUUGGUGCUGUUCGCACUUCCAUCGCGGAUGUGUGGAAGGGGGGUCAUAUGACUGCCACGCGGGGCUCAGCAACUGGGAGGCAGGCUGGUCAGACCCCAAGAAGCAGUACUGCUGCGUGCACUUCAAGCUUGGCUGUCCCAGAUCCCAUGACCCCUAUGACUGUCAUGCGGGUUUGUCUAACUGGGAUGCGGGAUGGUCGGGUGCCAAGAAGCACUGGUGCUGUGCCCACUACAAGUUGGGCUGCCCCGGUGGUCAUUAUCACCACUACACCUAUGGCCACGACAUGGGACAUGACCAUAGCCUCGUCCGCCCAGACAGCCACAUCCAUCAUGCGGACGACGUGGUGCAUCUCCAUCGCUAUGUUGGCGGGCACUAUGGCGGGGCCGUCCCGCUGCUCCAUGCCGACUCGGAGCAGGUCUGAGCUUCGCGGCAAAAAUGGGUCCCUCAGCCAGCUUUCAAGAAGAGUGGCUGAGCAUAGGGCCGGUGGAAAUCCUGGAAAGCCCUUGGAGGGCUCUUAAAAACGAAGCAAGCGAGACGAAGCAGGGCA